UUGGAUGUCUAUGGAAGAAGUCAUUAUGCCUGUUAAUACAUUUACUUGUGUGUGCUGGGGUGCCUGAAAUCAUGCCAGCUACACAAUGGCAUUUACCCUUCAUCGUGGAGGUUCUUCUGCGGGUAACCUUGUACAUCCUCUUUAGGGUGACAGAUGAUGCUGAACCAUUUCACAGGAAGAUUCAGCCUGAGGAAAUGUGGCUGUACAAAAACCCCAGAACUGACAGUUAUGUUCCCACUCGUCUUCUCUGGACAUUUGUGUUUGGCUGCCCUGCUCUUGUUAUAGGCGUAUUCUACCUGAUAAGAAGAGAUAUAAAAGAUGUUAUACAAGCAACUUUAGGUGUGACAUUAUCAAUAUGGCUGACUGGUACAGUCACAAAUUGUAUAAAGCUGGGAGCAGGCAGGCCCCGUCCAGACUUUUUCUACCGCUGCUUCCCAGAUGGACAUUAUGUAGAGGAAAUGAAAUGCACAGGUUCCCCAGAUGCCAUACGGGAUGGCAUGAAGAGUUUUCCCAGUGGGCACUCAUCAUUAUCAUUCUCUAGUCUGAUGUACACGUUCCUGUACCUGGCAGGGAAGUUGCACUGCUUCACUUGGCGGGGACGGGGUCAGUCCUGGAGGCUUUGCCUCUCCCUGGCGCCUCUGCUCAUCGCCACUAUGAUAGCUGUGUCUCGCACAGCAGACUAUCAUCAUCACUGGCAAGAUGUACUCAUUGGCUCGUUGUUGGGGAUCUGUAUAGCCUACCUGUGUUACCACCAGUUCUAUCCUGCUAUCAACAAGAACAACUCUCACUUGGCCUAUGUGCAGAUAACGCCUGCACUGGACAAGAUAAAGCCAGCGACAGAAGUUAUCCCUUCUGGAGAGCUAUCUCCCCCUGCUGUAUCUCCCCCUAUUCAAUCUACACUCAUUGACUUCAGCUCAGGUCUGAAGCAUGUAUGACUGGUUUUCCUUGGGAUGGGCUAAUGAAAAAUCAACUGGUGCUUUUUUAACGUCAAUUUUGUCACCUUUUUAAUUUCCUCUCAGCUCCUAGUGCUGUGCUUCAUUCUACGCCAUUAGGGUUGGAUUAUAAUUUCCAUGAAUUUUAAAAUGUGACUGUAAAUACAUGUACAUGACUAACAUGUUCAUUUUUCCUGUUUCUGGGAUUGAUAUUGAUCGUAGAAAGGUGUUUUGAGAUUGUUCUGAACAUAUAGGAUAAUUUCCUACUGGGAGGAUGUAAGUAUCAGCAGCAAAGUAAUAUUUUAUGACCAUUAAUUAACUAUGGAAAUGCACUUUUGUGGGUGAAAUUUUAUGUCAUUUACCUUAUAUUUUUAUACAGUGUAUGUGACAUAAAAUUUUGUCCAUGAUUAAAUUGCUGGUUUUUCCCAAUUCUGAGAUUUUUGUUGAUCUUGAGGGGGUUUUUUGUUUUGUUUUUUGAAGGUAAGAUGGUGUCCUGCCAGAGAACUUGUUCAGUACUAAAAACAAUA
This is a messenger RNA of Liolophura sinensis, 1459 nucleotides long. RefSeq names its product phospholipid phosphatase 5-like. Bases 72 to 935 code for a protein of 287 amino acids. NCBI's taxonomy places the organism in Eukaryota, Metazoa, Mollusca, Polyplacophora, Chitonida, Chitonidae. The record is from RefSeq and is a predicted model, not a curated record. The transcript is spliced from 7 exons. Gene Ontology annotation, biological process: phospholipid dephosphorylation; phospholipid metabolic process. Gene Ontology annotation, cellular component: membrane. Gene Ontology annotation, molecular function: phosphatidate phosphatase activity.